UACAAUCGCUGAUUGGCCACUUCUCCGCUUAUCGGCUCACCGCCUCCGAUAUGAAUCAUUUUUAUCGGUUUCCCACCAAACUCCUCUCAGCUUUUUCUCUCGUCCUGUGUCUCUGUUUCUACAUCGUUUCUUUCGUUUCGUUGGUUGCGUGCUGUCGUUCUUUUCUGGAGUCACACACACACUCUCUCUCUCUCCUCUGCCAAUGUCCUCUUCUCUCCCCGGGAACCGGGACCUACCUUCCUCCCAAUAUGACCUGACCACGUAUUGGGGUCGUGUUCGACAUGCCGCAGACAUCUCGGAUCCCAGGAUGUUGUUUACCUCCUCGACCGGCCUCGAGCAGGCCAAGCGACUGAUCUCCUCUUACAAACAGAAUGAACUCCCAGCUAUGACCCCAGAGUUGUGGCAAGCAAAGAAAGUUGUGGACUCGACUUUGCAUCCGGACACUGGUGAGCCGGUUUUCCUUCCCUUCCGCAUGUCGUGCUACGUUCUUUCCAACCUCAUCGUCACGGCUGGCAUGCUUACGCCAGGACUCAAGACGACAGGUACCCUGCUGUGGCAAAUUACGAACCAGUCGCUUAAUGUCGCAAUUAACAACGCCAAUGCGAAUAAGUCGACUCCAUUAUCCAUCUCCCAGAUGGCUAAGUCAUAUAUGAUGGCAGUGUCAGCAUCCUGCUCUGUAGCCUUGGGUUUGAAUGCCCUGGUCCCCCGUCUGAAGGGCAUAUCCCCGAGUACAAAGCUUAUCCUGGGCCGUUUGGUUCCCUUUGCGGCCGUUUCUAGCGCUAGCGCGCUGAACGUGUUCUUGAUGCGUGGGGAGGAGAUCCGCCAAGGUAUCGACGUUUAUCCUGUUCUGACUGAAGAAGAAAAGAAGAAGCGGGAGGAGACGGGUGAGCCUGUGCAAAGUCUCGGGAAGAGUAAGAAAGCAGCCACGAUUGCGGUGGGGGAGACGGCGAUCAGUCGAGUGCUGAACGCGACUCCCAUCAUGGUGGUGCCACCAUUGGUAUUAGUCCAACUGGAGAAAACCAAGUGGCUCCAAGCCCGUCCCCGCAUGGUGCUUCCGAUCAAUUUGGCCCUAAUCUUGGGAACCUCUCUUUUCGCUCUACCGUUGGCUCUGGGUGCAUUUCCCCAACGACAGGCCAUCAGUGCUACAUCUCUUGAGGAAGAGUUCUGGGACCGAGGAGGCAAGAACGGUCAAGUGGAGUUUAAUCGGGGAAUGUGAUUAUAUUAGCGAGUGAUUUCAGAAUAUUGCACUGGCAUAUAGACCUGUUUUUAGCAAGCAAUUAAUUAUAACUACCUAGUUAAUCAUUGCAUUGGCUUUAAGUGAGCUUAUCGUGGGU
Aspergillus ochraceoroseus IBT 24754 is the source of this 1334-nucleotide messenger RNA. RefSeq names its product sideroflexin family transporter. The record is from RefSeq and is a predicted model, not a curated record. Gene Ontology annotation, biological process: monoatomic ion transport; mitochondrial transmembrane transport. Bases 203 to 1216 code for a protein of 337 amino acids. NCBI's taxonomy places the organism in Eukaryota, Fungi, Ascomycota, Eurotiomycetes, Eurotiales, Aspergillaceae. Gene Ontology annotation, cellular component: mitochondrial inner membrane. Gene Ontology annotation, molecular function: monoatomic ion transmembrane transporter activity. The transcript has 4 exons.